AAUCUCUCCCGCUUGUGCAAUUUCUUUGGUUUGGAAGGGGUGAUGGCAUUUAUCCUUCCGCAAGUCUUGGCCUUUUUGAACGAUCGAAAGGAUGCUCAAUUGCGGUCCGCUCUCUUUUGCCAUUUGCCAUCGGUAUGCCGCAUCGUGGGGCGGUCUGCCACUGAGCACUUUGUCCUUCCCUGUCUGGAAAGCGGAUUGGUCGAUGGCGAGGAACAGGUCGUAGGAGCUGCCAUACGCUGUUUGGCCGAGUUGAUCGAAUUAGGAUUGUUGUCGAGAUCCGUGCUGUUGGGGAAUCUGACGGUUUCUUCGACGCCAGACUCGAUGGUCGAAUUGGCAUCAGAUGGGUUGCUUCGAAAGUAUGGAUGUCUACUGGUUCACCCAUCCGCUGAUAUUAGGCAUGGAGCCAUCGCGACAAUCAACGCAGCAUGUGAAGCGCUGGGGUCACCCGACAGCGAAGUCUAUGUUGCUCAUCUCCUGUACCCAUUCUUCCGAUUCCUCCCAUCCUUGCGUCAUCUGAAAACGCUUGACGGAAUGGAAACAUGUCUCUAUCCGUCUUGGUCAAGAGAGAAGUUCGCCGAAGAGCUGAGCGCCUUCAUGAACUCUACUAGCCAGCAACAAACAGCGGGGCCUUGGACGUCGGUUGGCAUCAGGACGUCUGAUUCUACAACUGGACCAGAAUCUAGCACUACCGAAGGAGCCGAAGCUGACAGUGCAGGCCAGCAACCUCAGUCCAGCACGGGUCCUGAUGUUAUUGAAGCACAAGUUGCCAGGGUGCGAGAAUACCUGCAAACGCUUGGAAGGCGCAACAAACAACCAUCAGGUUCACAAUCGGAAACCCAGGAAGAAGAAGAGGGCAAAUUUCAUGUCCUCAAGAACGGUAUUGAAGGUUCACUCAAGCUCGCACAAAACAUCAAGUUCCCACGCCAAGAUACUAUCGGGGUCAACAAGCGAACGCUGCCUGCAUGGUACAGCGACCUCCGAGACCAACUCCAAGCGAUGAACUCGGAAACCUCUGAAACAUCGGCCAUCAGAUCGGUAUCAGCUCUGGGCGAAAUCUAUGGCCUGUCAAUCAUGGCAGCGUCAGAUAGCACCGCGGAAUCGCCCGGUGCUUCGGGCGAAGAAACGAAACUGAGCAAAAAAGAGAUCCAAGAUAUGGCUUAUUCUCGAGAAUCCAAGGUUAUAGAGGGUGUUUGCUCUGGGGAAUGGGGUUCUGAAACACAACUUGACCCAGUGCUCCUCGAUACUUCUUUGUUGAUUACCAAGCUCCAAGCUUUGAAUGUACCACCCCUGCCUCCGAGGCUGGGCGAGCUCGCUAGCAUGGCUGUGAGACCGCCACCAUCGUCGCCCGCUUCCAGAGACGCUAAGACCGCUGCUGCUACAGACUGGAGACCCAAAGCCGAUACUCUUUUGGCUACGAGUUCCACACUUUCUGGCCACACAGCCCCUGUUGUUCGGAUUGCAGUCUCGCUGGAUCAGACUUUCUUCGUUUCAGGCAGCUACGAUGGCAGCUGCCGAGUUUGGGAAUUGGACCAAAUCGAAACCAGCUCUGGUGUACUCGAGAGCAGCAUUGCGUACACGGGGCAUGACGAUCGACAGAGCCAAAACACGGCAAGGAUCAACGACGUAGCGAUGGUCGAGGGCAGUCAUUCGGUUGCUUCUGCAGCUAGCAAUGGCUCGGUUCAUGUUUGGCGUGUUGACAGUGUAUCGCAAAAGAAACAGCCAUCUCAAGUCAACACCGUCUGCGCGGGGCAUACACAAGAUCCCGAGUUGGAUCAGUUACUCUUGGGACUUGCGAUCGUGCGUCGAGCCGUUUGUGCUCAAGCAUGGGCCUGA
Molecule: messenger RNA, 1833 nt
Organism: Seminavis robusta
Lineage: Eukaryota; Bacillariophyta; Bacillariophyceae; Naviculales; Naviculaceae
Source: the annotation of a GenBank genome assembly